Molecule: messenger RNA, 801 nt
Organism: Syzygium oleosum
Lineage: Eukaryota; Viridiplantae; Streptophyta; Magnoliopsida; Myrtales; Myrtaceae
Exons: 3
Coding region: 1-801 (266 amino acids)
Source: RefSeq, a predicted model, not a curated record
AUGACUAGCUUAGAGACCAGUCUGGCGCAGUCUAGUCUUCACCCUGCGCCCGCAGCACCUGAGCCUUCGGGGGUCGAGCAUGAACCAAAGCCUAAAGAAUCGCAAGCAGGGUACGAUCCGAUGGACGUGGACCUCGAGGCGAUUCCAGAGGAAGAACCAGAAGAGGAAGAACCCGAGGCAGAACCCGAAGAGGCCCCAGAAGAUGAGCCCGAGGAUGAGCUUGAAGAAGAACCGGUGCAUAUACCCACGUAUGAGCAAUGGCUCGACCCUGAGUUUGUGCCAGAGGAUGAGUCCGAUGAGGAGCCAGUCAAGGAGGAGCGGGUUGAAGUUCCAGCGGAGUCGGCGCCCGUAGCUCAAGAAUCUUCCGGGGCUGAGCACGAACCCGAGCCCAAAGGAUCGCAAGCAGAAGACGACCCGAUGGACAUAGAUUUAGAGCCAAUUCCCGAGGACGAACCAGAGGAGGUAGAGCCCGAGGCAGAACCCGAGAACGAGCCUGACGAGUCUAAAGAGCCUGAGGAGGAUCCAGAGUAUAUACUCCCAUUCGAGCAGUUUAUGGAUCCCAAUUUCGUGCCCGAGGAUAAUUUCUUCGAAGUACCGGCUGAGGAGGAUCAGUUUGAAGUUCCAUCCGAAUCGGGUUCUCUUAGUUUGAUCAUCAGAGCCAUAACGAGACAGUUUUGGACAUUGGUAAUCAGACGCAAGGCACCUACAGUGCCCGACAUUGCCGAAGACUAUGAAAUGUCGAUGGACUCAAAGUGGAGUCGAAUAAAAUUCAUUCUUGAAAUCGUCACCAGAGAUGCAUGA